AUGAUUUACAUCGUACUUCUCAUCAGUCUUUUCAUACAACUCGUUUCUCUCCAGACUUGUUCCAAUCUCGAAAGAGGUAUCGAUCGUCCGGGACAAUGGUACGUUCACGUAUUGUCCAUAACAUCACCAGGAGCAUGUUGUGCCCUAUGUGACAAUGAAAAACAAUGCCAAUCAUGGACCUUUUUCAGUACCUCAUCGAUACUAACAGCUGGUUGUUAUUUAAAAGCCUUUGUUCCACCAAUGAAUGAAAAUUCGAAUUGUGGACAAACGUGUGCAAGUGGGGUCAAAAAUUCAACAUUAGUACUUCAAGGUCCAUGUGCAUUUCCUGGUGGAACAUACGAAUUAGCUGUCGAUCGACCAGGCUCGACGUACAUUAACUUGACAAGUAUUCGAACGCAUCCAAAAUGUUGUGCUAUGUGUCAAAUGGAAGGGAUUAAAUGUCAAUCAUGGACAUUUGUACGAGAUGGUGCACUGAACAGGGCUGGCGGAUGUUUUUUAAAAACACAAGUUGCACCGAUUAGUAACACGCCGUGUGUACCAUGCACAUCAGGAAAAAAAUAA
Adineta ricciae is the source of this 561-nucleotide messenger RNA. NCBI's taxonomy places the organism in Eukaryota, Metazoa, Rotifera, Eurotatoria, Adinetida, Adinetidae. The record is from the annotation of a GenBank genome assembly.